CCUGUCCCGCCCCGCCCGGCAGCCUCGGGGGCCCCGGCCGCGGUUCUCUCAGCGGCUGGACUCGGCGCGCGGCCCCGGGCAGCCCCGGCCGGAGCACCGGGCGCUCCUUCCUCGCGGUGACACGCAGCUGCCCAGUUUUCCCAUCAUCAGUUAUUGAAGAGGAUGUCUUUUCCCUGUGAAUUGAUUAUUUGAAGAAAUGGAUACUUCUUCCUCCAAGAAAUAUCCAGUUAAAAAACGGGUGAAAAUACAUCCCAACACAGUGAUGGUGAAAUACACUUCUCAUUAUCCCCAGCCUGGGGAUGAUGGAUAUGAAGAAAUUAAUGAAGACUACAGAAAUUUUAUGGAAGAAAAUCCAAAAAAAGGCUUGCUGAGUGAAAUAAAAAGAAAAGGAAGAACUUUCUUUGGAACGAUGGAUACCCGACCUCCACCAACAGAAGACCCAAUGACCAAUGAGACUGGACAAUUCCAGAGCUUUGCAGAAAAAAAUAUUUUUCAGUCCAGAAAAAUGUGGAUAGUGCUGUUUGGAUCUGCUUUGGCUCAUGGAUGUGUAGCUCUUAUCACUAGGCUUGUUUCUGAUCGUUCUAAAGUUCCAUCUCUAGAACUGAUUUUUAUCCGUUCUGUCUUGCAGGUCUUAUCUGUGUUAGUGGUGUGUUACUACCAGGAGGCCCCCUUUGGACCUAGUGGAUAUAGAUUACGACUCUUCUUUUAUGGUGUGUGCAAUGUCAUCUCUAUCACCUGUGCUUAUACAUCAUUUUCAAUAGUUCCUCCCAGCAAUGGGACCACUAUGUGGAGAGCCACAACCACGGUCUUCAGUGCCAUUUUGGCCUUUUUACUUGUAGAUGAGAAAAUGGCUUAUGUUGAUAUGGCUACAGUUGUUUGCAGUAUCUUAGGUGUUUGUCUUGUCAUGAUCCCCAACAUUGCUGAUGAAGACAAUUCUUUGUUAAAUGCCUGGAAAGAAGCCUUUGGGUACACUAUGACUGUGAUGGCUGGACUGACCACUGCUCUUUCCAUGAUAGUAUACAGAUCCAUUAAGGAGAAGAUCAGCAUGUGGACUGCAUUGUUUACCUUUGGUUGGACUGGGACAGUCUGGGGGGUAUCUACUAUGUUCGUUCUUCAAGAACCUAUCAUCCCAUUAGAUGGAGAAACCUGGAGUUAUCUCAUUGCUAUAUGUGUCUGUUCUACUGCAGCAUUCUUAGGAGUUUAUUAUGCCUUGGACAAAUUCCAUCCAGCUUUGGUCAGCACAGUACAACAUCUGGAGAUUGUGGUAGCCAUGGUCCUGCAGCUUCUAGUGUUACAUAUAUUUCCUAGUGUUUAUGAUGUCUUUGGAGGGGCCAUCAUUAUGAUUAGCGUUUUUGUCCUUGCUGGCUAUAAACUUUACUGGAGGAAUUCAAGAAGGCAGGAUUAUCAGGAAAUAGUAGACUCUCCCAUUAAAUGAAUAUGUGGUUAUCUUGUUAUAAUUCAGUUAUUAAUAGGUACACUGCCAUUUUAAUGUUCACCUAUAAAUGUCUUUUGUGUAUAACUGACAGUGUUUUGUAUUAUAUAAGUAAUUUAUGAAGAUGUAGAAAAAUUUAUUCUAAUAUAUAAAUACUAAUUAUGUGAAAUAUCGUGAAUCUGGUGUCUUUAUUGUUAUUAACAAAAGGUAAUUGUGCUAGAAGGAGAAUGCUAACUUUUAUCACUUAACAACAUAAGACUUGAAGAAAUGACCUCUUUCAGAUUGACCUUCUUGGUCCUAACAUUCAAAAAUUAGAAAAUGUUCAUGCAAAUAUUCUAUGAAUGUUCAACAAAAAUUCUUCAAUAUUUAACACCUUCAUUGUGAAAAGUACACUGUAAUGCUGAAAUGCUGAGUACCAAGCCCUGCUUUGUCAUGUACUUGCAAUAGGAAACUAGAGGUGAUUGGGCUGGGUGAAGGAGAUUGAAUUGAGUCAAACAAGAGGGAACAAAGGAAAGGAGCUGGUUUUUCAAUGACAAUGGUGGGGUCCCACCUUAGAUCAGGUAUGGAAGACCAGAGGUGUGGUGGUGGGAGACCUAAUGUUGAAGCAGGGUCCAUGUAUCUUCAGUGGUACAGAUCUCUUCCAAAACUGCCCUUGUUUAUGACUUUGUAGCAAGUACAUGUGUGAGCAGCAGGAAACGUACUCCUUACCCUGAGAAAGACUUUAACAGUAAUCAUAGUAGCAGAAAAUCAAUACAACAUGGUGUCCAGAAGGUCUUUUCAAAAUGGCCUGUAGUCUUAAAAGCAUAUAAGGUUGCAUUAAUUGGGGUCUAAUUUGAGCAAUUCUUGCUAAUUCAGAACAUCCAAAUGUUGACAUGGUACUGAUUAUUAAGCUAUUGCUACUCUUGAACUCUUGUUAGUUCCAAAUUCAUACUUUCCUCUUUAUGUUAUGACUUAGACCCUGCAAACUACAUUUUUCCUAUACCAACUGAACUCUCACUUAGUUCCACUAAUGAAGGGCAUUAGAGGGAGACUAGAAGGCAGGAAAAGGGGAGAAAGGACUUCUAACUUCCCCUUUGCUUGUGGUUUUUGCCACUGUUGCACCAACAAUAGCAUUUUGUUCUACAGCAUCAGCUGAUCUCAGCCUUGAGCUUCUUUUGGCACUCCUCCAGCCCACAGCCAGCCUCUUCAUAUCCCUCUCAGUAGUAGCAAGACCAACUAGACAGCAUCAUUCCUGAGAAGAUGAUGAGUCAUUUCUCUGAGCUUCUGAGACCUGGUAGUCUUUGCUUUUUGUUAUUGCUUACAUUUUUAGUCAUCUUCUGUUCCAUCCAGUAAGUCCUCUUUUUCUCAGGCCUAGGGGCAGUAGCUGCUCUCCAGAGUUAUCAGCCUUGGCCACUUUAGUGUUCGCUUUUUGCUUUUUCAGUCCAUCAACAUCUGAUACUAGAUUCUUUCUGUUGUAAUAAUAUCUUAUUAUUUUUGUUUUCUUGGCUAAUGUGUCCAAAUCUUCCCCAAAGGAACCCAAAGUCAUUAGUAGAGUGUCUAUGCUUUUGGGAAAAUGUUAACAUUCAGAUUUUCCAGGAAUUAGUAGACACUGGAUCUCAACAGAAAUUAUCCAAAUUAAAGCACAGAAAAAGAUCUGGGAAAAAAAAAAGAAAAGAGCCUAGAAUGACCUGUACUAAGGACUAAGAAGUCCAGUAUAAAUGUAGGUAUAGUCCCAGAAGAGGAGAGAGAAAGAAUGGGACAGAAAAAACUAUCUGAAGAAAUAUUUAUCAAAAGUUUUCCAAACCUGAUAAAAGGAAACAACCACCAGCAAUCCACAGAGCCAGGUAAAUAAUGAACUCUAAUCAGCAAAAAUACAAAGAAAACCACACCUAGAAACAUAGUGUAACUGCUGAUAAAUAAAGACAGAGAAACAAAAUCUUAAAAGCAGCCAGAGAAAAAGACAUGACAUUCAGGAAAACAAUGAUAAGAAUUAUAGCUGGACACAGACACGACAAGUAAUGACUCUACAACAUCUUACUAUGCUGAAGGACAGUGACUGCAAUGAGACUGGAUGGGGACUUGAUAAUAUGGGUGAACGGUGAAACCAUAAUGUUUUGCUCAUGUAAAACCUUCAUAAGAUUGUUUAUCAAUGAUACCUUAAUUAAAUAUAAAUAAAACAAUCUGAAAACAGGAAAAAAAAAUUACAGCUGGCUUCUCAUAAGAAACAAUGGAGGCCAGAAAACAACAGCAUGACAUUUAAAGUGCUGAAAGAAAACCCUUUGAUGGCUUCUCAUUGCCUAUAGGAUAAAGUCCAUAACCUGCUAUUGCUUAUAUUUUUAGUCCUCUUCUGUUCCAGCAAUAUUCUACUAUUGUGUAAUACUUUUCUUAUGCAGGCUCCUCUAUGUGGAAAGCCCUUCUCUUCUUUGCCUACAUAACUGCCUAACUAGCCUGAUCACACAACUCCCCUCACCCUCUGGCUUAAUGUCCCCCUGAACAUAUAUCUAUUACUCUAUUUACUAUAUUAAUAAUAAAUAUGGUUAAAUUUCAUUCUCUGACUCUUGAUUUGAGCUCCUUUAAGACUGAUCCUUAGAUCUCCAGUACCUACUGUAGUGCCUACUACAGAACAGACUCCAUAAUUUUUUGUUGAAUUAAUUUCCAUAAAAGCAUAACAAUACUCAAUCCAGAAAUUAAAUUUAGUCCCCAGGAUCCACUAAUUUUUGUAUCUCACAGUCAAGCCUGUGAUUAGUUACUUCUUGCUAAAAGGCUUUCUUUUGGGUCCUAAAUAGUCCUGCCUGACAGUGAUGCUAAACCAGAUCAUUCUAAUCAUUUCUAACUAUAAGCGUUCAAUAGUUUCCUGGGAAAGGUCUUGAGACAUGGAGGCUCAUUUUUCCCUUCCUUGUCUUUCCAAAUUCUCUCCUUUGGGAUUAAUGAAGUAAGUACCUGCAUGGUUUUAUCCCAGACAGAUUAGCUGCCCUAUAUCUGAAGCCCAUUUCUGGUCUAUAGGUCAUAAAUUUUAAAAAAAAGUUAUAGUUGAUACACAAUAUUAUGUUAGUUUCAAGUGUACAACACAGUGAAUCAACAUUUAUAUAUGUUAUGAUUACUAUGAUAUCCAGUUACCAUGUCACCAAAGUUAUUACAAUAUUAUUGACUAUAUUCCCUAUGCUGUACUUUUCAUCCCUGCAACUUAUGUAUUUCAUAACUGAUGUUUGUACCUCUUAAUCCCCUUCAUCUAUUUUGCCCAUCUUCCCAUCCUUUCACCUCUGGCAACCACCAGUUUGUUCUCUGUAUUUGUAAGUCUGUAUCUGUUUUGUUUGUUCAUUUGUUUUUUAGAUUCCACACAUAACUGAAUCAUAUAGCAUUGUCUUUGUCUUUCACUUAGCAUGAUACCCUCCAGGUACAUUCAUGGUAUCACAAAUGGCAAAAUUUCCUUCUUUUUUAUGGCUGAAUAAUGUUCCAUUA
This is a messenger RNA of Manis javanica (Malayan pangolin), 4870 nucleotides long. It is a transcript of the gene SLC35G2, whose product is annotated as solute carrier family 35 member G2. Gene Ontology annotation, cellular component: plasma membrane. Lineage: Eukaryota; Metazoa; Chordata; Mammalia; Pholidota; Manidae. The record is from RefSeq and is a predicted model, not a curated record.